UUUCUGGGAAGACGUUUUGGGCAUGUUGAGAAGUGCAACGUAGAACGUUUCAGAUAGAAAUACAUUUUCUUUUAACACCCACUGCGUUCUAUUCCCAUUGGCAUAGAAUAUGAUUUGUUCUGUACGGUGGAUAUCUUUGUGGGGCGUUUUGUAACGUCGCAACUUGCCUCAGGAAUGGAAUGUGGACUCCAGCCUCCGCCACAAAUUCGGAUUUAGGCUAGGAACAGAUUUGACAGACGCUGAGCAAGUGUAUACUUUAAAGUUUACUGUAAGAUUUGUUAAUGUUAGUUUUUUUGCGCCAACUGUUUGUUUACCAGCACCAGUUGUUAACAAACGGGAGGAAUUCAAUUUAAGCGAAUACAGAGGUCCAUUUAGUUAUUUUUGCGAAUUCGAGCAGUUUUCCCUCUGAAGCGUUGUGUGUUAGCGGACAUAUAGCUUUAGCUGGCUUUGUUGCGUUGGCGAAAACACACGGCGAAAGAAGACCGAACAAAAGAAACCAGGAAAAGACCUGGCGUUAUUUAUAACAUUUGUGGUUAUAUGCAUAUUAUAUUUAGCUAGCUAGUGUACUAGUUACGUUACCUAUAAACUGAAAACUAACGUUAGCAACAGCGAUUAAUCAUUUUGAGCGACAGCCUUUGAAGAAUUAAGAAAGGACCAUUCAAAUGGUUGAGGUUUGUAUUUCAUCGCCAACGAAAACGAGAUUCCAGCUGGUAGCUACUAGGCUACUUUUGUCGAGUGAUAUACAUCUGGACAAACAAGAGAUAUUGAUUAGCUAGCUGACGCCAGCUGCAUCACCAAUUUUGGGGACAAUAACUAGCGUUCGCUAGUGAGCUGGUCAACUCGUGUGAUUAUUGGCUAGAUUCGAGUUUGCAAAUACGGACAAAGGGGGGAACAACAAGCCAAUAUUUUUUGGGGGGCUACAUUUUGAACACUCAUCAUUCAUCGUAUUUGGGAAGGAAAACAAUAAACAAGGAAUUGACAUGAUGUUUCCACAAUCCAGACAUUCAGCUUCAUCGCAGCAGCUGAAAUUCACAACCUCCGAUUCGUGUGACCGAAUCAAGGACGAGUUCCAGUUCCUCCAAGCACAAUACCACAGUUUGAAGCUGGAGUGUGACAAGCUGGCCAGUGAGAAGUCUGAGAUGCAACGUCAUUAUAUCAUGUACUAUGAGAUGUCCUAUGGGCUGAACAUCGAAAUGCACAAGCAGGCUGAGAUUGUGAAGAGAUUGAACGGGAUCUGUGCCCAAGUCCUCCCCUAUCUGUCCCAGGAGCACCAGCAGCAGGUCCUGGGAGCCAUUGAGAGGGCCAAGCAGGUCACCCCUCCAGAGAUGAACUCCAUCAUCCGGCAGCAGCUCCAGGCUCACCAGCUGUCCCAGCUCCAGGGUCUGGCCCUGCCCAUGACCCCUAUGCCUCUGGGCCUGAGUCAGUCAACCCUGCCGGCCGUCACCUCCUCUUCAGGCCUCUUCUCCCUCUCCUCCAUCCUGGCCUCGCAGGCCCAGCUGGCAAAGGAGGAGAAGGCUUCUCGCGAGGGAGCUGACAGCCACCGUGAGGAGGACGGGGACAAGUCCGACUAGAGCUCCCUCCCGCCCUCUACCGCAUAUUAACUACCGCUGCGGCAGAGGGCUGUGGUCCUGUAUAUCUGCUAUCUAUCCAUGCCAGUCCCUCUUCUCUACCACAUCUCCCCCUUUAGUCCUCCGACUUCUACGGCCUAUCUGAUGCAUUUGCCGUCAUUCCAACUGCUUCAAUUUGUGUACAGUAUAGAUUUUUUUACUAUCAUUUCUUUCAUGUAUAUAUCUUUUUAUUUUGUAUUUUAUUUUUGUGGUUUGUCUUUUUGCUCAUUUGUUUUUCCCUCAUUCUGCUCCCUUUAUGGCCCAGUGGUAAAUGGAUCUGUGUUUUUACACCACCCUGGCUGAGCAUCUCCUUCCUCUCUUAUUUACCAAGGCCCAUCUGGGAGCCUGAAUGUCACAUAGUAUAAGUGGAAUAACAAACCAGAAGAGAUCCAACAGACAGGCUCGCGUCACCCAGAUCUCUAGUCUCUGUUUCAACUUGAUUCAGUUGGUUGAUGUGGGGUAACUCUCACAAUACUGUUUUCAUAAACCGACUUUUAGACAAGCAACAGCAAAAAUUGUCUGUUAAUGUCUGAAUCCUAGCGUCAAAAUCCUGCAUUGAUAUCAGUGAGAAAAUGUUCUGAAAAUUUGUUGGCCUCGCUUUGAUUUUCAGGUUAUGAUUCCUCCCCAGGUUAAGGACAGUCGUUGAAAGAUUUUUUCUUUAUUUAACUAGGCAAGUCAGUUAAGAACAAAUUCUUAUUUUCAAUGACAGCCUAGGAACAGUGGGUUCAGGAACAGUGGGUUCAGGGGCAGAACGACAGAUUUGUACUUUGUCAGCUCAGGGGUUUGAACUUGCAACCUUCCGGUUACUAGUCCAACGCUCUAACCACUAGGCUACCCUAGGCUACCCUGCCGCCCCAAGAUGCUAGUCUUCUUGGUGAAGCGUGUAACUUGGUGACUCCAGUCCCCAGAGAGCCCUGUCUAACCCACUGAGCUACUUUAGAUCGCUUCCAUGAAAGGCAUGCUAUCAGUACUAUCAUAACAGUCUGAAUGUACAGAUCGCAGCGAUGAUUAACAUUGUGCGAGAUAGAAAACACCUUCAGAUAUUUUCUCUCCCUGGUGGUGAUGCAGUAGGAGAGUGCACGUUGCCUCUUCAACACUAGAAAGCAGUAAGUCUUUUAGAAAGCAGCUCUUGACAUCCACUGAGUCACCUCUUUUGAACAGGGAUCUCUGGUCUAUUCUAGGAAACAGGUUGACAUCUCGGUCUCUCAUGUUAGGUAGCGGCAUAGAACAAAAUGUCCACUGCGCCCACUAUCUUGUCACUCAAAAGAUGAGUCUCUGUAAGAAGAAAUGAUGCAUGAUUUAGCUCUCGUAUAGAAUACAAAUACAGCACUCACAAAUGUGGUUGCAUUGUCCAUGGCCAAUGAAUAGUUUUAAAUGAACAUUUUUGAUCAGUCAUUUGAGUAGAUGAAGCACAAAUCGCCAUUAUUUUGGUGUGCAUUUACAUUUAAAAAAAUAUAUAUAUAUAUUUUCUACAAACCCCAACAUGUUUCUCUCAGCCUGUUGGAGAAAGUGUGCGAUUAUUAGCUCGACCUGUAAGUGCCGCUGUAGGCUAGAACUAAAGGUUGAAUGGUAUAGAAGAUGUGAAGCUGACUGCUGGUUUUACUGUACGAUUGGGAAGGGAUUGGUGUUAUUGUCUGACCAUUGCUUUGAUCCCAGCCUGUUAUACAGCGUGUGAUGUAUUGUAUGUUUUUUGUAUUCCCCUUAUAUUAAUAGACAUCCUCUCUGUUUGAUGGUGGGUUACACUGUGAGGGUGUAGAGAUCUGUGUAAAUGUCUUAGAUAAAGUGUCACAAGAACAGAUUUCAUAGCCGUAUGUGAAUGCAUUCAUUUAACCUCUGUAAUAUAGAUUUGAACUUUGGUCAGUCAGUGGUGAGCCUGGGAUUGAAAUGUGGCUUUUGUUUUAAGUCUAAUACUGCUUGUGAACAGCACAACUUACUCUUAUUGACGUAAACAGUAGUGAUAUGCAAUGCGUGUGGGUAGAUGCACACAAACGCAUGUCUCUUGGAACUGUAUUCCUUUCUAUUAGCCACAAAAUGUUUUAAAGUUUGGUCCACAUUUUCUGUGAUCAAUACACUUGUUUGAAUAUUAUCGCUAUGAAAUAGAAUGAGAGUAAAAAGCUUUUAAAGAUUCCGCUAAAUUAACGAUGUAUUUGUUUAGUAGUGGAGGGCCAGUUUAUGUAUACAGUUAUACUUCUGAAGCUUUAUGUGUGGGUGAAAACGCGCUAUCGUGAUAAUUUCACUUAUGUUAUAAAAUACAUUUUGCCAAGACAAAUAAGGUUCUUCAUGUUGUGAAUCGAUCAGUUGGGUCUCUCUAACAUAUCAUUCCCCUUUAUAUCCCAAACGUCGCGUUUCAUAAACUAAUACAUCCCAUAAUAAGCACUGAGUUCUGUUGACAGAUAGCGGUGCAGGUUUCGCAUAACAACUUUUGAGGAUUUGACAUUUUGUGCUCGUCUUCAAAGUUUCCACUGGUCGCAUGAAGCUAAAUUGGCAUGACAUGAGCUGAAUUAAAUGUAAAAGGCUUUGAAAAUACGCUCAUUGCUCUGUUGACAUUUUGGAGAUACACUUGUUUUUGUGAAGAAUUUUCAAAAAGGAAUAGAAAUGUAGAAUUAAUAUGAAAACCGUAUACUAAAAUAAGAAAGUACUACGUCAUGUCUCAAAUCGAUAUCCAUAUUACCUCUAAUUUAUGUCCUGCGGCUUCGAGAAGGAAGAUGAGUUCAAUGGGAAAGUGAGCCUGUCAGGUAACCAGUAGCCUUAAUUCUUGCACAGAAUCCAGCCUAGCUGACACAAUGCAAUUUUCCAGAUUUUUGACCCUGUUUUUUUCUCUGGCUUCCAUUGAUUGUCACCCUAAUUCUGGCCAUCCUACAAGGGUACACACUCCAAUAACUUUUGAAUGGAUUAUGAUAGAGAUAUGAGGUUUGGACCAUUGGUUUUCUUAGAUGAGUAACAUUGUUUUGCCAAUUGGUCAAAAUAUGCGUUUUUGAUUGGACACCACAGAUAUAUGGCUGCAUAUUCUGUGUCUGUCCUGGAUGAUUCCUGUGCUCUGUCCUACAGUACUGCUGUGACACUAGAGGAAGUGCAGUACUUUGACCUAUACCUGUCCCUCUUUAACCCCUGACCCACUGUUUGCCCUUUACCCGUUGCCCCGUAGCGUGAAGCAUUGUAAGCAUUUUGAGCUUUGUAUAGGUCAUUUUUUGAAUACAUAUUUUGUGUAUAAUGAAAAAAAACUGAAGUUCAUACUUUGGCCCCCAAAAAAACAAACAAUUUGUGUCAUGUAAUUAUAGCUUCAUUUAAAGAAAUGGUGAAAUAUAAAAAUAACAAACAUUUACUAUAAAUAAAUGAAAUGUUCUGCAGUAAGGAAGUACUUUUGGUGCCUUUACAAAUAAAGUCAAUCAAAUCAA
Oncorhynchus masou masou (cherry salmon) is the source of this 5002-nucleotide messenger RNA. Its product is annotated as TLE family member 5-like. The record is from RefSeq and is a predicted model, not a curated record. Gene Ontology annotation, biological process: regulation of DNA-templated transcription; negative regulation of canonical Wnt signaling pathway. Bases 981 to 1571 code for a protein of 196 amino acids. Gene Ontology annotation, molecular function: transcription corepressor activity; protein binding. NCBI's taxonomy places the organism in Eukaryota, Metazoa, Chordata, Actinopteri, Salmoniformes, Salmonidae. The transcript has 7 exons. Gene Ontology annotation, cellular component: transcription regulator complex; nucleus.